GAAUCGGUUAUGUACCUUCCUUAAGAGUAAAAAAAUUUGAGUUAGCGGUUUUGAUGAUGAUGGGUGGUGGGAUGGCAAGACUUUCGAACUCUAGAGAUACACCUCUACGUGGUGGUUGGGACAAUUAUGAACUUUAA
Scutellospora calospora is the source of this 137-nucleotide messenger RNA. The record is from the annotation of a GenBank genome assembly. NCBI's taxonomy places the organism in Eukaryota, Fungi, Glomeromycota, Glomeromycetes, Diversisporales, Gigasporaceae.